AUGCCUUUAGUUGCCACCCCAAAUUUGCGACGCCUGACAAACUUGUCGCAAAAAUGGGUGUUUCCAGCGCACCAGGUCGCCGGAAGAAGAGUUGGCGGAUACAGAUACAUUUCGGUGCAAGCGACGCCAGCCACAGACAGCAGCAAAAUUAAUGUCGUUGGAAAAUCAAUGUCCGCAGCUUCACCGGAUGCCACCUUCGAAGUACUGGGAAGCCCCUACUCGCUACUGUCUGUCGCUCUUUCUCCUUCUCAAGACCUGCAUACGCGUCGAGGAACACUGGUUGCUUUUGCAGGAGUCCCGGACUCUACUGUCUCAACUCUGCGAAUCCUCAAUCCGAUUCGGCGCGCCCUGGUCGGGAUUCCUUUCCUGUAUCAAAAGAUUACCUCAACGUCCUCAAUACAUGCUCUGAUAUCUACGAGGUCACCGUUGACCACGCUUGCGAUUCUUCAACUGGAUGGGACGAUAGACUGGAAGUUGGCACAAAGAAAAGCUUUGUUGGCAUGGACUGGAAAUACUUUGCUCAUAAAACCAAGUUUGAGCACAAAACUCUCCUUGGCCUACUGGGGAAGCUCCGACGUGAGCGGAAGAGGUCUCCUCGCCCUGGCGGGCCAGGGGCAGGUCUAUUCAAUUGAACUUGCAGCUGGAGAGACCUAUAUCGUCCACCCUUCGAACAUACUAGCCUACUCGGCCUCUUCGCCUUCUCCCCUGCCUCAGCCCUAUCGAUUCAAAUCUACCAAUGUUCGAUUUCAAAUCCCGCUUCAACUUGGCAACUUCUUUCCCUCAUCAAAGUUUGUGGAGACUUUGAAGACCAGCGACACCUAUAAAUUUGUUGCCAAUUUGCUUUUGAGGAUACGAAUGUGGAUCCGAAGAACUAUUUGGGGCGACAGAUUAUUCUUGCGGUUUCAAGGUCCCACGACGAUCUUAAUUCAAAGCCGAGCCGCCAGGGUCAAUGAUGUAUUGACAGCCCAGGAGGUAAAUGAAAUCGCCGAUGCUCCGGCUGGAGUCGUUCAUGAGGCCAUCAUCGCGUCCCAAGAAGUGAAAGGAAGGUCUGAAGGAGCUACUCAAUCUGCGCCGACGUAUUUAUCAAACAAACCGCAGCCAAAACUAUCAGUUGCGAGCGUCAGCCGCGAUGGCAAGGUAUCUUUCGAAACCGCAGAUCUUGCUCAGGCUAAAAAUUAG
Rhinocladiella mackenziei CBS 650.93 is the source of this 1179-nucleotide messenger RNA. RefSeq lists its product as uncharacterized. NCBI's taxonomy places the organism in Eukaryota, Fungi, Ascomycota, Eurotiomycetes, Chaetothyriales, Herpotrichiellaceae. Gene Ontology annotation, cellular component: mitochondrial inner membrane. The transcript is spliced from 2 exons. Bases 1 to 1179 code for a protein of 392 amino acids. Gene Ontology annotation, biological process: inner mitochondrial membrane organization. The record is from RefSeq and is a predicted model, not a curated record.